Messenger RNA from Oncorhynchus nerka (sockeye salmon), 2825 nucleotides. Its product is annotated as troponin I, fast skeletal muscle-like. Gene Ontology annotation, cellular component: troponin complex. The transcript has 6 exons. Gene Ontology annotation, biological process: skeletal muscle contraction; cardiac muscle contraction. The coding region runs from base 2189 to 2779 and encodes 196 amino acids. The record is from RefSeq and is a predicted model, not a curated record. Lineage: Eukaryota; Metazoa; Chordata; Actinopteri; Salmoniformes; Salmonidae.
UUGUCUGAUUUAUCCAGUAGCAGUAACUUGAGAGCUUGAUGGAUUUCAAACACAUUCAGAGUUAUGAGGUAACACAGAGUUAUGAGGUAACGCAUAGUGGGUCCUCCCUUCACCAAAAAUCAGGAUUAAGUCAAAUCUAAAAUCAGGAUAACUUUAAAUCAAAUCUAAAAUCAGGAUUAUUUUAAAUCAAAUCUAAAAUCAGGAUAACUUUAAAUCAAAUCUAAAAUCAGGAUUACUUUAAAUCAAAUCUAAAAUCAGGAUUAUUUUAAAUCACAUCUAAAAUCAGGAUUAUUUCAUGCCAAAUCUAAUGUCAGGAAUAUUUGAACAAAAACCUUUAACUAGAAACGUUGAUGGCAGAUGAUUUACGGAUGCAGAGGUAUUUCAGGAACUAACUGCCCCAUUGGCCCUGCCUGGCCUGGCCCCACUCCCAUAAAGAGAACCUUGCCCUUUUGCUUUUCUGCUGAGCUUUCAGGAAACAGAGUAUAUACCUUCCAAAUCUGCUCCUGUCUCUGUCUUGCCUGUUGCUCUCAUCCCCACUUCAUUUACUUGUACAUUCACUGGGUUUAUAGGUGAGAUGUUCUUCUUUCCUCUCUGCUCCGUCUGUAACAAAUGUGCUGUAUAUUCAUGUAUUCAUCUAUUGGUACCAGAUUGCAUGUGGUCCGUCCCAUGUGGGAAUAGAUGUGACUUUUGGACCAGAUUGCAUGUGGUCCGUCCCAUGUGGGAAUAGAUGUGACUUUUGGACCAGAUUGGGUGUGGUCCAUCCCAUGUGGGAAUAGAUGUGACUUUUGGACCAGAUUGCAUGUGGUCCAUCCCAUGUGGGAAUAGAUGUGACUUCUGGACCAGAUUGGGUGUGGUCCGUCCCAUGUGGGAAUAGAUGUGACUUGGACCAGAUUGCACGUGGUCCGUCCCAUGUGGGAAUAGAUGUGACUUUUGAACCAGAUUGGGUGUGGUCCGUCCCAUGUGGGAAUAGAUGUGACUUUUGUACCAGAUUGGGUGUGGUCCGUCCCAUGUGGGAAUAGAUGUGACUUUUGGACCAGAUUGGGUGUGGUCCAUCCCAUGUGGGAAUAGAUGUGACUUCUGGACCAGAUUGGGUGUGGUCCAUCCCAUGUGGGAAUAGAUGUCACUUUUGGACCAGAUUGCAUGUGGUCCAUCCCAUGUGGGAAUAGAUGUGACUUCUGGACCAGAUUGCAUGUGGUCCAUCCCAUGUGGGAAUAGAUGUGACUUUUGGACCAGAUUGGGUGUGGUCCGUCCCAUGUGGGAAUAGAUGUGACUUCUGGACCAGAUUGUGUGUGGUGUGUGAGCUCUGAUAGUUUAGAAAGCUUUCAGAAUAGAAUAGAAGAUAACUUUAUUUUUCUCAAGAGGAAACUUGGGUUGAGGCAUUCGGAUAGUCACAGGUGUUUGUCUGUGUGUUUUAGACAGACAAGUGUUGGAAGAGAUACAUCCAAGGCCAGAUUUUCAGCUGUUGUUUUCUCUGUAGUUCAGAGUGAAUGUGGUGUUAAAGGCUCUUGUGUUUCUAUUUGCCCAGUUGCUCGUUUAUAAGCUCUGUCAAAAAGGACUGAAGUUUGUUUAGAGAUAAAGCUUUGGCAUGGUAGAGGUGGAUUGUCGCUGUAUGUCUUAUAAUUGUAAACUUGAAUUGAUGUUGUAGUUUCACAGUUUACUUCAAAUGGCUUAUGGAUUGUUUGAGGUUAUUCCAAUAGAUUUGUUGAGAUUCAACUAUAUACAAAGGAAAAUCCAAUUGGGUAAUUUCAUACAUUCUGAACAUACAUUUUGUGAAUGUCAGCUGUAUUUUCUGAAAGGACCUAUUUUGGUGCCAUAAUCCUUAUGGACUCCUGCGUGACCAAAGAUUUCAGGAAAUGAGAGUCUUGUUGAUUUGCUAUCAACCUUGGGAAGGGUUAUAUUGUACAGAUUCAAAGACAUUCAUUCAUCAACCCCUCCCUCUUUAACCAGCAGGAAUUAUACUCUUGAUGUUGUUGGACUGCUGUGUUACAUUUGGGUAAACUGAUCCAAGCAAAUUAUUGAUCAAGUUAUUGACCAUUCAUUAUCUAAUGUCUGUUGCAUUUCUUUUUGAUAUGCAAUUGCGCAUGACUUGCAUUGGGUCAACCUUGAAAUCCUUGGUUUCUACCCCGCCCCGCCCCGCCCCGACCCCCCCACCCCCCCACCAAAUUACAUAAAAUAACAACAGCUCAAAAUGAAUAAACUGUUUACUGUUUGUUCAUCUCUUGACACAGGAAGUAAAACAAAACAACAGGCCAAAAUGUCUGAUAAAAAGAUGACAGCGAGCCGUAGGAACUACCUGAAGAGCUUGAUGCUCCAGAUCGCUGCCGGCUUGCUCGAGGCUGAGGCGGUUGAGGCUGAGGCAGAGAAGGCCAGGUAUAUGAAGGAGAACUGCCCUGCGCCAGAAUUCUUGGUAUGCAUGGCAGAGCUCACGGACUUGUGCAAGAAGCUCCAUCAGAAGAUCGAGAGAGUUGAUGAGGAGAGAUACGACAUGUCAACCAAGGUGACCAAGUCCGAGAAGGAGGUUGAGGACUUGAAGAUGAAGGUAGUUGAACUGAAUGGAAAGUUCAGGAAGCCCGUCCUGAAGAAAGUCCGCAUGUCUGCUGAUGCUAUGCUCCAGGCUCUGCUGGGCUCCAAACACAAGGUGUCCAUGGAUCUGAGGUCCAACCUGAAGCAAGUCAAGAAGGAGGUCAAGGAAGAGGACAAAGAUGCUGUGGGUGACUGGCGUAAGAACAUCGAAGACAAAUCAGACAGAAAGAAGAUGUUUGAGACUCAUAAGGAGUAGAUGUUCCUGGAGUUCCAGACAGGAAGAUGUUUGAAACAGCUACGUG